CCGUGUGCUGUUAUCACCGUGCACGCGCGUGGUACCCACGGUCGCGAGGAGGAGGAGGAGGAGUAGUAGAAGGAUGUUGCGCGCGAAGAGGAAAUGGCUGCCGAAAACAAGCCGGAAGAUGAAUACGGACAUUUGAAAAUCUACCUUCCCAAGAAGCUGCUGGAAUGUCUCCCCAAGUGCUCCUCGCUGCCCAAGGAGAGACACCGCUGGAACACCAACGAGGACCAUCCAUGCUCUCUCAUUCUCUGCCCCCUGACCUCCUGCCUGCCUGCCUGCCUGCCUGCCUGCCUGCCUGCCUGCAUUGGCGUGGAGAUCGCGGCCUACUUGAUAACGUUUGAAAAGCACGAAGAAUGGCUCACCACGUCGCCCAAAACAAGGCCGCAGAAUGGCUCCAUGAUCUUGUACAACAGGAAGAAAGUCAAGUACAGGAAGGACGGCUACUGCUGGAAGAAGAGGAAAGACGGCAAGACCACGCGGGAGGAUCACAUGAAGCUGAAAGUGCAAGGAGUCGAGUGUCUGUACGGCUGCUACGUCCACUCGUCCAUCAUCCCCACCUUCCACCGCAGGUGCUACUGGCUGCUGCAGAAUCCGGACAUUGUGCUGGUCCACUACUUGAACGUGCCGGCCAUCGAGGAUUGCGGCAAACCCUGCGGCCCCAUCCUGUGUUCCAUCAACACAGACAAGAAGGAGUGGGCCAAAUGGACCAAGGAGGAACUCAUCGGCCAGCUCAAACCCAUGUUUCAUGGCAUCAAGUGGACUUGCAGCAACGGGAACGGCAGCUCCGGCUUCUCGGUGGAGCAGCUGGUACAGCAGAUACUGGACAGCCACCAAACCAAGCCACCUCCCCGGACUCACAACUGCCUCUGCACGGGCUCGCCGGGUGCCGGUAGCAGCGUGCACCACAAAUGCAACAGCGCCAAGCACCGCAUCAUCUCCCCCAAGGUGGACCCCCGCACGGGAGCCUACAGCAGCGCUCACUCCGAAGUGCAAAACAACGACGUGUCCGAAGGGAAAACCGAGCACGGCGCCAAAAGCGCCAGGGAGAAACGCAACGGCAAAGUCCACAAGCCCGUCCUGCUGCAUCAGAACAGCACCGAGGUGUCCUCCAGCAACCAGGUGGAGGUGCCCGACACCACCCAGAACUCGCCCGUGCCCAUCAGCAGCGGGGUGAACAGCGAGCCCGAGGUGGCCGACAGCCCGGCGGUGACGGCCAUGAGUCACGUGGCCUCCGUCGUGUCCGGCCUCCCCCACGCUGUCUUCAUGUCAGAAGUGGGCGGAGAGCCCGCCUACAGCGCCUCUCCCAACCUCCUGGGCGCAGACGCCGCUGGCUCCCGGGGCUCCGUGCUCGCGGUGACCUCGGACGGCCACAAGUUUGCUUUCCUCGGCAGAGCGGCGGGGGAGCCGGGCGACGCGCCGGGCGACGCGCCGGGCGACGCGCCGGGCGACGCGUUGGGCAACGCGUUGGGCAACGCGCCGAGCGACGGUCUUUCCAUCUUGUCGGCAGCUGGCGUUUCCCAGGAACUGGCUCUCUCCAGCAGCCUGGACUCUGGAAGCAUCAAGAUCCCGGGAACCACGAUGAGCUUUGACCCCGACUGCUUCCUGAACAACCCCAAACAAGGCCAGACCUACGGAGGCAGCGCAAUGAAGACGGAAGCAAACUGCGGCCCCCCCCCCUGCGGGGCCACCGACGGCACUCUGCGGAGCUCUCCCUCCGUGACGGCCAACGGAUACGUCUUCAGCCCGGCCGUAGUCAAGAACAUCAAGACUGAAGACACCUCCUUUGAGCGGCAGCUGGCCAAGGAGAGCGGCUACCGGGUGCACGGGGCACUCGUCAACGGCGUGUCCGUGCCGCCCUGUGCCGCUUCGGCUCGGGAGGGCCUCACGCUGGCCCCCGCGGGAUCCUUGCUUCUUUCGGGUGGGGCUUUAAGUCCCAGCACCACCCUGGAGCAAAUGGACUUUAGCGCUAUCGACGGCAAGCGGGACUACGCCUCCGGCGCUUCGGCGCUGAGCUACGCUCGAGCCAUGUCUGGGCCUCACGUGCCGCACCAGAACCGUUCGCCUGGUUUCUUCCUCCAGGAUGCUCCUCAAUCCGGCCAUGCUCAGCGGGGGAGGUCCUGCAUGGGCCCGAAAACACAGCCGAUGGAGCACAGCUCCCACGAACCUGCCGCUUAUCUGGGGCUGCGCGUGGUGAAGACUGAAUCUCCCGCUCGUAACGGUCACCACCACCAGCACCACCAGCAGCAGCAUCGAGCCAACUGCAAUGGAGGCUCACCCACCGACUGCGCCGGCCAAACUGGAUCCUUGCAGCUGCUACAGUACCAGGGGACCUUCGCCGGCCUGGCCAACCAGCACGAGGAGGUGACGGGUCCGGAGCAGCCGGCGAGCAGGAGUACCUCCGAAAAUGGCGCCGAGAAUCUGCUCGAGCCGGACGCUCCGAUGCCGGCCUGCGUGGCAGGCAAUGGAGAAGCAGGGGCCUCUGAGCACUAUUUGCACGCACCCGAUGGGGGAGCAGGAAACGACAGUGCGGGCGAAGGUCUGCCACUUUGCAAUGGAAACGGGGACGGCGGCAGUGGCUCGCCGCAGCACCAGCAGCAGCAGCACCACCAGCAGGAGCUGCAGCACCAGCAGCAACUGCAGCAGCACCAGCAGCAGCACCACCAGCAGCAACUGCAGCAGCAGCAGCAGCAGCAGCAGCAGCAGCUGCAGCAGCAGCAGCUGCAGUUGCAGUUCCUCCAGGGAGCCAGCUUGGUCCAGGGUCUGUACAGCGCUGUCGCCAGCCACCAGGGCUUGGGGGCUAACUCGGGAGCGGCGGCCGGGCCAGCCAUGGAGAUCAGCCUGGAUCACUUUGACAUCUCUUUCGGAAACCAGUUCUCGGACCUCAUCAACGACUUCAUCUCGGUGGACGGAAGCGGCAGCCUGUACGCUCAGCAGCUGGUGCCCUCUCAGGGCUCGGAGGGGCAGAAUGCCGCCGGCCCCCGCGGAGGCCAGGGGGACGGCAGGGGCGGCGGCGGCUACAACCCCUCCGAGCACUGCCUUCAGCCCUGCUGCAGCCCCCGGCCGGGGGGCGACGGCGAGGAGCCGGCCUCGCUCUCGUACAUGAAUGCGGUGUCGGCGGCCGUGGCGCACGGAGCUCUGGGCAUGCUCCAGGCCGCCGGACGCCUCUUCAUGGUCACAGACUACUCUCCCGAGUGGUCCUAUCCUGAGGGUGGCGUUAAAGUGCUGAUCACGGGACCGUGGCAAGAAGCGGCCGCCGACUACAGCUGCUUCUUCGACCAGAUCUCAGUUCCGGCCUCGCUCAUCCAACCGGGAGUGCUGCGUUGCUACUGCCCGGCUCACGACACAGGGCUGGUGACGCUGCAGGUGGCCGUCAGCACGCAGAUCAUCUCCACCUCGGCGCUUUUUGAGUACAAGGCCCGCGCGCUUCCUUCACUGCCCUCCUCUCAGCACGACUGGCUCUCGUUGGAUGAUAACCAGUUCCGAAUGUCUAUCCUGGAGCGCUUGGAGCAGAUGGAGAGGAGGAUGGCGGAGCUGGCCAGCCAGCAGCAGCGGAGCGGCGCGGGGAGUGCCGGAGCAAUGGCAGGCGCAGGCGCAGGCGCAGGAGACAACAGCAGCCUGGCGCAGGGCGCCGCCGGCUCCUUCGAGAGCCGCGUGGUGGUGGUUUGUGAGAAGAUGAUGAGCAGAGCUUGUUGGGCCAAGUCCAAACAUUUAAUCCACUCCGAGACUUUCCGAGGCAUGACGCUCCUUCACCUGGCUGCCGGCCAGGGCUACGCCGCCCUCAUCCGGACGCUCAUCAAGUGGCGCACCAAACCUGCCGAUAGCAUCGAUCUGGAGGUAGAAGUGGACCCUCUCAAUGUGGACCACUUCUCCUGCACGCCUCUGAUGUGGGCGUGUGCGCUGGGGCACCUGGAGGCAGCCGCCGUCCUGUAUAAGUGGGACAGGCGGGCCCUGGCCAUUCCCGAUUCUCUGGGCCGCCUGCCUCUUUCCAUCGCCCGCUCUCGAGGCCAUACCAAGUUGGCGGAAUGUCUGGAGCAACUGCAGCGGGAGGAGCAGCGGCUGGCGGCGGCGGCGGCGGCGACGGCUCCGCUAACCCCCGCCGCUCGCAUGUCUUACUCGCCGGCGCCCGACACCGCGGACGGCCGGAUGCUCGGCUGGCCCAGUGACAAAAGAGCAGACCUGAGGAGGCCCAGGUCAGAGCCUUCCAGCUACUACAGCAGCGAGGGCCAAAGGGAGCUCCUCCCAGCGGCCAAAAAGCAUAAACCCAACCCACAGCAGUUUCAGACACGGCCCGACAAGGCCGCGUCUGUUCCUCUUAGCCUGGAGCGGCGGCGCCGGCAGCAGCGGCCGUCCGACGCCAGCCCCGAGAGCCGGCCCUCGGACAGCCGGGCCUCGGACAGCCUGGGCGCGGGGACGGCCGGAUGGAGCAGCAGGGACGCCGGCGGCGACGUGGGGAGGAGAGGCCUCGGGCCGGGCGGAAGCGGCGCUUUGGGCGAGGACCGACCGCUUGGCCGCUUACGCCGCCGGCGGGAGCAGCUGGCCGUGCCGGUGGCGGCGGCGGCCGAGGCCCAAAUGCCGUGCUAUCGGGAGGAGCCGGACCGUGGCCACUAUCUGGCGCAGAUGGACGACCUGCAGGCAAACAUGAUGACUCUGGCCGAGCAGAUCAUCCAGGCCACGCCGGAGAGGAUCAAGAGGGAGCAUUUGUCUUCCGCUGACGCUUUGCCGGUCGACACGGCGGGGGUGAACAACACCAUGAACUGGCUGGCCAACUACUUGGGAGAUGUCGAGCAGCUGCCCAGCGUCUUACACUUACGGUCCGCCGCGUACAGCGAUCCGCCGCCACCGUCCGAGCCCAGCCCGUGUCCCGGGGCCUCCCAGCCGGGGAAGGGGCCCCGGGAGAGGCCGGCGCUUGCGUCGCCGGCGGACUGGAGCCGCUUUGUCAGCACCUCCAAUAGCAAAGUGGAGCGAGAGCUGGCCCAGCUGACUCUGUCCGACCCGGAGCAAAGAGAGCUGUACCAAGCCGCCCGUCUGGUUCAGACCGCCUUCCGCAAGUACAAGGGGCGGCCGCUGCGGGAACAACAGGAAGUCGCCGCUGCCGUAAUUCGCCGUUGUUACGACAAAUACAAGCAGCUUACGUGGAUAGCCUUGAAGUACGCACUUUAUAAGAAGAUGACGCAGGCCGCCAUCCUGAUCCAGAGUCGAUUCCGCGGCUACCGCCAGCAGAAGAAGUUCCAGCGGAGCAGAAGGGCCGCCGUGCUCAUUCAGCGAGGCUACCGCAGCUACAAGGAGUUUGGCAGGCUCCCGGCCCGGCGCCGAGGGCCCGCUGCCCGGGGGGGGCGGCGCCGCAAAUUGAGGGGGAGUGUGCUCACCAAGAGGCAGGAUCAAGCGGCCAGGAAGAUCGUGAGGUUUCUGCGCCGCUGCCGCCACAGGGUGAAGGAAUUGAAAAGGGCCAGGAAACAUGAACCCGGUGAGAAGGCGCCCUCCCUCGCAAUGUGACCUCGCUCUUCCGACGCCUCCUUCAUUUUCUUUGUCUUUUUUUUUCUUUGGACGCACGACAUUGAACUGGACGAAAUGUAGCAUUAGUGCAAAGUGACUAUGAUAACACCAUUUCCCCCACGCACGCACGCACGCAUGCAUGCAUGCACACAUUUUCACGUGGAGAGUUGCAAUUUCGUCAACUUGUGUGUGUGUGUGGGGGGGGGGGGGGGGGGCGUCCCAUGCUGACACUUUUCACACCAUUGUUUGGGGUUUUUUUGCACUUUGAAAGAGAACAAUGGACAAACCUGACAAGCUCAGCAAAAGUGGAGGAAAAUCAAGGUUGCUGCUGCUGUUGCCGCCGCCGCCGCUGCCCCCACCACCACGAGGGAGACCAUGCUGGAAGACUCUUGACUCCAAAUCCUUUGGAGUGACUUAUUUUUGUUUGUUCCCAGGACAUUUGGCGAAUAUCGUCAAAGGAGGGAGGGAGCAAGUAGUUGCCUGUUGUUACUUGACGACGUGAAUUUGUUCCACGCUGUUUGUUUGUCCCUCCGUGUGGAAUGUUUGCCCAGGCUCCGCGUGGUAGAAUCCUAUCCAAGAAAAAGAAGAAGGGGUGGAAAAAAAUGCAUGACAUUGGGCUAAGUGAGGCCUUUGCUUGUGUCUUUUAUGGUAGCAGGCUAAGCCUUUCUUGACUUUAGCUGCUCUUUCGUUUUGUUUUGUCGAUGUCAUCGUCGUUGUCAGAGUCGGGCCGGUGGUCAGGUUUGGCUUGUUUUUCAAUGAACCUCCCAGCCUGGUUUUGGAAAGGAAGAUCACGCACAUUGCCUUGACAUCUUGGAGAUUCUUUCCAAGAUUGUCCCAAAAUAGGGGAUCGACAAAUCCAUAUUUUUGAGAACUGAGCAUGAACCGAAUGAACAUUUCUGUAUAUAAAGAAGGCCGCAAGUAUGUACGAAUAAACACACACACACACACACACUUACCCAAAGGGGAUUGUAUUUUAGAAAUAUAUUAUUUUAUUCAUUGAAAACAAAAGGGCCAAAAAGAAGGCUGAGACAAAAAGAAAUAUUUGUAUAGUUUUCUUUGAAUGCCGAAGAAGUACAGCUGUAUUGUUUGUAAAUAGUGUACAGAAAAGGACUUAGGUGCAUGUAAAGUAUGACAAGGCAAGCGAGUGCGGUGCGCUUGGGACGAAGCAGUAGUGGCCACCACGCUCUCCAAAGGAAAUCAAUUCUUUUUCAUUCUUCUAAACAAAGGAAACCUUUUGCUAAAUAUGAAAGUCAAAGCGAGCGCCAGCCAGAAAAUGUCGCCGAAAAGCAGCCCGCUUCGUUUGUUUGUUUGCGUCCUCCUCCUGACGUUCAAUCAGCAAGAGGCAAAGCGGCCACUCGGCCAAGGCGGACGGACGCCUUCACUCCUUCCUCCCUCCCUCCCCUCCUCCCUCCCUUCCCUCCUUCCUCCCUCCCUCCUCCCUUCCUUCUUUCCUGUCGCUGGCACCGCU
Messenger RNA from Syngnathus typhle (broad-nosed pipefish), 6958 nucleotides. It is a transcript of the gene camta1a, whose product is annotated as calmodulin binding transcription activator 1a. The transcript is spliced from 23 exons. Bases 94 to 5490 code for a protein of 1798 amino acids. Gene Ontology annotation, cellular component: nucleus. Gene Ontology annotation, biological process: regulation of transcription by RNA polymerase II. Gene Ontology annotation, molecular function: transcription coregulator activity; double-stranded DNA binding; protein binding. The record is from RefSeq and is a predicted model, not a curated record. Lineage: Eukaryota; Metazoa; Chordata; Actinopteri; Syngnathiformes; Syngnathidae.